Messenger RNA from Verruconis gallopava, 1577 nucleotides. RefSeq lists its product as uncharacterized. Gene Ontology annotation, molecular function: acyltransferase activity, transferring groups other than amino-acyl groups. The transcript has 3 exons. Bases 151 to 1518 code for a protein of 455 amino acids. The record is from RefSeq and is a predicted model, not a curated record. NCBI's taxonomy places the organism in Eukaryota, Fungi, Ascomycota, Dothideomycetes, Venturiales, Sympoventuriaceae.
UUUUUUUUUGAAAAAAAAUAUUAUUUUUGAAGAGGGACAAAAUCGCUUCUCUCUUGUGUUGUUUGCUAAGCUGCUCAAGGAAGAAGAACAAAAAGGUCCGGUUCAUAGCUCUUGCGGCAAUUGGUCUUGAAAGGAGAUAUUGUUGCGGAAAUGGCACCGGGUAAUGCGUACGUCUUGGGCGUUGGCCUCACCAAGUUCCUCAAGCCCAGAGGAGAGCGGACGUAUGUGGAGAUGGGUUAUGAGGCGGGUGUAAAGGCCAUGCUGGAUGCCAGGAUCAACUACGAUGAUGUAGAAGCCGGUGUCGCCUGCUACUGCUCGGGCCCGACGACUUGUGGCCAGAGGGUCUUCUACCAGUUCGGUAUGACAACCAUCCCAAUCUACAACACCAACAAUGCAUGCGCCACUGGAUCGACUGGUCUUAAUCUUGGUCGAACCCUCGUCCGGAACGGCGCCAUCGAUUGCGCCCUUGUGAUCGGCUGGGAACAGAUGAAGCCAGGCCCGCUCGUUGGAGCACCUGGUGAACACCCGCCACCAAUGGAACUAUCGUUCAAGCUGAUGGCGAAGGGACGUGGUAUCACCAACAGCCCUCCGAACGCUCAGAUGUUCGGCAACGCCGGAAAGGAGUACAUGGAGAAGUAUGGCGCGGAGGCACGAGAUUUCGCAGAGAUCGGUCGCAUCAGCCACGAGCAUUCUCAGCGCAACCCGUACGCCCAGUUCCGACAGAACUAUACCCUCGAGGAGAUUGAAAAGUCGCCCAUGAUUCACUUCCCGUUGACCAAACUUCAGUGCAGCCCUACCAGCGACGGUGCCGGAGCUGCCGUCAUCGUUUCCGAGAAGUUCCUCAAUGCCAGGCCGCAUCUCCGCUCGCAGGCUAUUCUCAUGGCUGGCCAGUGCAUGAUGACUGACUCGCCCCGGCUCUACUCGAAGAGCGACAUGGAUCUCGUCGGCUUCGACAUGACCGCGCGAGCGGCCAAGGCUGCUUACAAGGAGGCCGGCGUGACGCCAAAGGACAUUGCUGUGUGCGAGCUCCACGACUGCUUCUCUGCCAACGAGCUGAUCCUGCUCGAUGGCCUUGGAUUCUCAGAGCCGGGCAAGGCGCACGAGAUGGUCCGCCGCGGUGAUAUCACGUACGGUGGCAAGGGCCCGAUCAUCAACCCAUCCGGCGGCCUCAUCUCUAAGGGACACCCUCUCGGCGCCACCGGCCUGGCGCAAUGCGCCGAGCUGACCUGGCAGCUGCGAGGCUGGGCCAACAACAGACACGUUGACGCCGACGUUGCGCUCCAGCACAACCUCGGCCUUGGCGGCUGCGUCGUCAUCACCAUCUACAAGCGCGCCGACGGCAAGAAGAACACCAAGCUCUCCGACGAGGAGGUCAAGAAGGCCAGCGGCGUGGGCUACAACCCCGCCACGGAGGCUAGGUACGUCACCAGAGCGCAGGGCGACGCCGUCCGCAGCAAGAAGGCGAGGGAAGACUAUGCCCUUGGCAAAACCCUCGAUCAAAUUGACGCUCGCUUGUAGAAGAGCCUCGUCCAAAUAGUGUAGCCAUAUAGCAUCUAAUAACUUUUUUUUUGCUCCCC